Molecule: messenger RNA, 861 nt
Organism: Plenodomus lingam JN3
Lineage: Eukaryota; Fungi; Ascomycota; Dothideomycetes; Pleosporales; Leptosphaeriaceae
Gene: DPH5
Product: diphthine synthase
Biological process (GO): protein histidyl modification to diphthamide
Molecular function (GO): diphthine synthase activity
Source: RefSeq, a predicted model, not a curated record
AUGCUGUAUCUUGUGGGACUCGGCUUGGCCGACGAAAAGGACAUCACGGUCAAGGGACUGGAGAUCGUCAAGAAGGCUGAGCGCGUAUAUCUCGAGGCCUAUACGGCUGUGUUGCUGGUGGACAAGGAUGUGCUUGAAGCCUUUUAUGGCCGAGAAGUCAUCAUAGCCGACCGUGAAAUGGUCGAGUCGUCUAGCGACGAUAUCCUCAAAGACACUGAUAAAGUCGAUGUCGCAUUUCUCGUAGUUGGCGAUCCGUUCGGAGCAACAACACACACCGAUCUUGUCCUUCGCGCCCGCGAACUUUCCAUCCCCACGCGCUCGAUCCCCAACGCCAGCAUCCUGACAUCGAUUGGCACAACCGGCCUGCAACUCUAUAACUUUGGCCAGACAGUCUCCAUGGUCUUCUUCUUGGACAACUGGAAGCCCGCGUCCUUUUACGACCGCAUCAAAGAAAAUGUCUCCAUCGGCCUGCACACACUUGUUUUGUUGGACAUCAAGGUCAAAGAGCAGAGUCUCGAGAAUAUGGCAAGGGGGCGCAAAAUCUACGAACCACCGCGGUACAUGACUGUCGCGCAGUGCGCACAGCAGAUGCUGGAAAUCGAGGAGGACGUGAAGCAAGAGGGAGUAUACUCAAGGGAUAGUCUGGCUGUGGGAGUCGCAAGAGUUGGUGCCGAGGACGAGAAGAUUGUUGCUGGUACAUUGGGACAGCUUUGCGAUGCCGAUCUGGGCAAGCCGCUGCAUAGUCUAGUGCUGUUGGGACGGAGGACGCAUGAUCUCGAACGCGACUUUCUGCUGGAGUUUGCGGUGGAUAAGGCGAAGUUCAAGGAGGUAUGGACGCGGGAUUAUGAGGGCAAGCAGUGA